Molecule: messenger RNA, 4557 nt
Organism: Uloborus diversus
Lineage: Eukaryota; Metazoa; Arthropoda; Arachnida; Araneae; Uloboridae
Product: acetyl-CoA acetyltransferase A, mitochondrial-like
Exons: 13
Coding region: 156-1331 (391 amino acids)
Biological process (GO): fatty acid beta-oxidation
Molecular function (GO): acetyl-CoA C-acetyltransferase activity
Source: RefSeq, a predicted model, not a curated record
UUUGAAUCGUCUUGGCAGACGACCUUGUCUGGACUGGUUUCGAUAACAACCUUUCUAACGAAAAUGUAUCAAUUAUCAAACGUGCGCUAAAGCAACGUGGCUCUACAUUUUUUGUACGCACUGCCUAAGGUAAAAAUUUUCCCCAAGCUGCUAGAAUGUCAAUUAAAGAAUGUGUAAUUGUUUCUGCUGCAAGAACCCCUGUGGGAUCAUUUCGAGGUGCUUUAUCUCCAUUGUCUGCACAUCAACUUGGCUCCAUUGCUAUUAAGGAAGCAGUAAAACGAGCAGGAAUUCCAAGUGAUGCUGUUCAAGAAGUUUUUAUGGGCUGUGUACUACAAGCUGGAGUUGGUCAGUGCCCAGCCAGGCAGGCAGCUAUUAAUGCUGGUCUUGCUAUCACAACUCCUUGUACUACUGUAAAUAAGGUCUGUGCAUCUGGUAUAAAGGCAGUCUUGUUUGGAGCACAGAGCAUUAUUCUUGGACUUCAGGAUGUUGUGGUGGCUGGUGGAAUGGAAAGCAUGUCAAAUGCACCUUACUACUUACCUCGAGGAGAAACUCCAUACGGUGGUGUCAAUCUGAAAGAUGCCAUUGUUUUUGAUGGACUGACUGAUUCAUUUGGAAAUGACCAUAUGGGAAAUUGUGCUGAAGCAGUUGCUAAGAAAUUUGCCUUUUCAAGGGAAGAUGUUGAUAACUGUGCCAUUACAAGUUAUAAAAGGUCCAUUGCAGCUGCUGAAGCUGGCAUUUUAUCAAAAGAGAUAGCACCAGUAACUAUUCCCGGUAAAAAAGGGAAACCAGAUAUUGUUGUUAGUACUGAUGAAGAAUACAGCCGUGUUAACUUUGAAAAAUUACCUACCCUGAAACCUGUUUUUGAAAAAGAAGGUGUUGUUACUCCUGCAAAUGCAAGUUCCAUAAGUGAUGGGGCUGCUGCCUGUGUAUUAACAUCAAAAGCAAUGGCUGAAAAGUUAAAUAUUAAACCUUUGGCCAAAGUUAUAGCAUUUGCUGAUGCUGCAACUGAUCCCCAAGACUUUCCUAUUGCACCUUCCUAUGCAAUUCCAAAGGUUUUAGAAAAAGCAAAUUUGAAGAAAAGUGACAUAGCUUUGUUUGAAGUCAAUGAAGCAUUUAGUGUGGUUACUCUGGCUAACAUAAAAAUGCUUGGACUUGACCCUGAGAAAGUGAACAUUCAUGGUGGUGCCGUUAGUUUAGGUCAUCCAUUGGGGAUGUCUGGUGCACGUAUUAUAGGCCGGUUGAUAAAUAAUCUCAAACCACAUGAAAAAGGUAUUGCUACAGCUUGCAAUGGAGGUGGAGGAGCUUCAGCAAUAUUGAUUGAGAAACUCUAACUGCAAUUUAUUAUUAUUAUCAUAAUUUCAUUUCACAAUGAAAUAUCAUCCACAAGUUGAUUAUAAAUUCUGAAUAUUUUAUUUCUUUAUUCAAGUUCAAAUGAAUCUAUUAAUUGUUAAGCUAUGAGAUACAUCAAUCACUCUGGGAAGGAAUAUAUUGUUAAUUCUAUUAUAAUAAUCUAUUAUUUCUGUUAUAAUACUCUAAAUUAUGUUUAUUGUCAAUUCUAUUUCAAUAUUCUUGAUGUGUUAAUAGUUAUCAAAAGAAAUGUAAUUUAGUCAAUGCUUUAUGCCAAUUGUUUUCACUUCGUAACCCCAUGUGCAUGUAUAUUUGUUUUACCAGAAAACACAACCAAUCAAAGAUGCAUAAAUACUGCUGGGCUUAAAAUUGAACUCGCCAAAAGAAGAAAAGGAUUUAAAUAUAUGAUUAUGUCUCUGGUAAUUAAUUUUUCCAAUAUGAAUUCUCCCAUUUUCUCCUUUAAUUCUACCUUUUCAGCAUCUGUAUUAAUUUAUUGUCUAUCUCCUUGAAGUAAUUUUUCUAAAAUUAUAUUGGUAUCUGUAGAAAUGUCACUUAAAAAAAAAAACUGAAACUUUUUUUUAAAAUCAACAUUUCAACCCCAAAGUUAUAUUUAAUCCUGAAGUAAAUCCACAACUCUAUUUUAGAUAGCUAACCCAUAGUUUGAAUGCCACUGCCUUAUGCUAUGAAUAAAUAUAUUUAUAUACAAUUUAAUUCUAGACUAAUAUAUAUUACAGUUAAAUAUAUUUUUAAAAAGAGCAAUAUCUAUUGUAAAUAUUAACCAAAAAAUAUAUGAACAGUGGAGUCUUACUUAUGCGAGAGAUGCGUUCUAAGACCCCUUGUUUAAGCCAUUAUUUCAUGCAGUGAAAAAAGGUAUAUAUAACUUUUUGAUAAGCAUACACAAUUAUUCAAGGCACUUGCAAACACCCCUCACAGUUUUAAACCAUUCCGUGAUUGUGUGUCACCGUUACCCCGCAUAAAGAAUCGAAUUUACACUGUUCCGAUUUAAAAAGCGGCAUUAUUCAACAUAAAAUACUGUUACGAUGCUCAAAAUCAAUGAGAGAGAGACAAAGUACAACACUAUAUGCAAGCACAAUCUUUUCAUCUAUAUACAGACAGUUUAACAUUUAAUAAAAGAGACAACUAAAAUUGCUUUGUAAAACAGUGCAAAACUUUCUGGGGGGUACCCUGCUUCCCUUUUCCAACCGACGACUUUUUCACACUACUCAUUUAUAGGGUAGGCGAUCAUUCAUACAAAAAAAGGUCAAGGACAGGAGAAAGUACAUCCAUGUCCAAGCCGGGAUUUGAACCCAGAACCAUCCCAUCCACAGUUAGAGUUAUCUGACCACUAGACAAGGCAAGCCUUAGUCAAUAAACUUUUGAAAUAAAUAUAAUGCAACUUCAAUAAUUUGAAACAGUUGGAACCAGAGUCUUUGAAUUAAGCGAACAAAUUCGUAGUAUUUUGCCAUCCAAAGUAAGAAAACGUCUCUCAAAUUGUUUUGCGAGAAAAAGAGCAUCUAAGUUCUUUGAUAAUGGUAGAUGGACAAACUGCAAUUAGUGUUCUUACUGCUGUCUAGUAUAGUAAGAUAACAUAUAUAGCCAUUCGUUUGUUAGGUCAGUUUUGUAUUAGCAUCUAAUGUGCGUAUUGUUUCUUCGUCCAACUUUUAAUGUGUCUUAAUUUUAUUCUCUGACUUUCAUGGCUUUGAAUCAGAAACAAACUUAGUACACCAAAAAAAAAAAAAAACUUGAAUUAUCAAAACAUCUACUUGACUCUAAUUAGCUGGCUUUCAGAUUGCCGAACCUUGGAUUAUUGGGACUCUGUUAUAUUUAAAAACUAGGGACAAUAGUUUCUAAGCGACUAAAAUGCUCCAAGUUUUGAAGAAUGAUAUUAUGUAACUAAUGUUUCUUCUUCAAGCCUAUUCAUCUGUCCCCUUUCCUUGUAUGUCAUAUCAUGAUUGUUAGAAUAACCAAGAUUUUAAUCUACCUUUUUAGAGCAAGGCUGAGAAAUCUCUGGUUAAUAAGGCAGCAGAACAAAAUUUUGUCAGAUAAAAAUAAAAUUCUGAGCUUACCAGUAGCUUUAAAGAGGUUGUUAAAUCAACUGGACUGGUCUGGAAAAUGAAACAUUUAAAAUUAUUUUUUCUCCCUCUUUCAAGACCAUUAUUAACCAACAGAAUUGCAGAGAGUAGACCAGGGCUAAAAUACCGAUAUGCAACCCUCUCAUAAACCAAGUUCUCUUGUCAGUUUUUUCCCAUGUUGCUGGACCUGGGAAUGUUGCCCCUGCUGCUCUCCCCUCUCAGCAGUUCUGUCAACCAGUGUAAAAACUCUUUGUUCAUAAAUUCAUGUUUAAAAUAUGUAAGUUAUAUCUUUAGUUAUUACCAGUGUCUUGACUUACUGCUCUAACUGCAAACAGAUAAUUUCGAAAUUUGCAUCAAUGUAAAUUUACAUACAUAGAAACCCUUAUUUUGUCUUCUAUUUCUUUAAUUUUGACUGAUACAUUCUGAAUGAUGCACAUUAAAUUUUAACUUGGCUGCUCCCAAGGUAGCUAUUUCUGUACUAUUAAAAACAAAUCGUGAAAAAAAUCAGAAAGCACUUUUACUGAAAAAAUGCUCACUGAAUGUAAUUUCCUUUUACAUCCAUGAGUUAUAAAACCAAAUAGUUUCGUUGAAUAUUUUUAAAAAAUCAAAAAUUUUAAUAAUGCAUAAAGCACUUUCUCAUUCCACAAAUUUUUUGAAAAAAUUGCCCUACAUUAACAUUCCAAAUGAGGUACGCACAAUUCAGGAAUGCAUUAAGUAUGGAUUACUUUCACUGAUUUAAUAAGUGAAAAGUCCCUACCGUUGCCUUGCUAACUUUGCUUACCAGAAAAAACUAACAUACCUUUUACAGCGCCAGUGAAACCCUUUGUAAGUGAAAGAGUCAUUUCUCAGACAAAUGCAUUAAGAAAAAGAGUGGUGGGACUUAUUUGAUUUGAGAUUUUCUCUAGAAAUUUUGUUUCAUGUGGUACUCUAAUUUUUGAACAGUUUUCUGUCAUAACUAUUUUUAAAAUUUCAAUGAUUAACAUUUGAAAAUAUUAAUACAUAUGUAAAUGUUUAUGAAUAACUCAUUUUUGUAUUGCAAAAGUAUUAAGAAUCAUCAGUAUUCAAUGGGGCAUUAUAUUGAUUCAUACUUGUCAUAUAUUUAUAAUAUCACUUAAAACAAUAAAAUGAUUGAAGUGCA